AUGAAAGGAAGACUCUCUUGGUUAGACAUUAGAGCGGGAGUGAAUGAAUUAGAGAAAAUCAAUGGGUGCCAUAUAAAGACAGUAUACAGCACGAGUAAAAAGGCGAUUUUAAUAAAGUUUAGCAACAAAGAACAAUUAUUAAUAGACCCACCAAGCAAAUUUCAUUUGACGCAUAAAAAUUAUGAAAAAGUGAAUUUAACGCCAUUAGCACUGUACUUGCGGAGAGAAAUAAGUAACUAUAGAGUAGAAAAAGUGACACAACUGGGGUUUGAUAGAAUUGCUGUAAUAAAGAUUAGGUCAGGAAAAGGAUGCAGGCUGUUGAUUAUUGAAAUGUAUGCUAAUGGUAAUAUAAUUCUGACAGACGAAGAACUAAACAUAAUAAACCUUUUAAGGCCAGUAGAGCAUCUGGGUGUAGUAAAAGAGGGGCAGUACUUAAUAAACCAGCCAGAGCUAGUAUUGGACAUUGCUAGGUUUAACUAUGUAAAGGGUGAUACAUUAAAAAAGAAAAUAUCCAACUUUUUAUCCCUUUCUGGCCGUGUGGUAGAUGAUGUAAUUGCUGAAAUGACAGAAGUAUUUGAGAAAGAGCUGGGAAUGAAUAGGCCACUACUUCUAAGUGAUAUAGAAAAAGAAUUAGAAAACAAUUCUCCUGAGUUUAUUAAGGUAUUUACUUCUUUCUUCAGCGAGAUAUUCAAUAAGCUAACAAGUGUUGGAAACUAUGGUGUGGUAUACUAUGAUGGCGAGAAGCCAACUAUGUUUUCAGCUUGGAAAGAAAAGCAUCCGCAGCCAGGCCAGAAAAUCAAGGAGUUUGAUGGGUUUGGAAGUGCUAUGGACGCAGCCUUUGCAGUACAAGAAAUAACAGAAACUGUAUCGCAGAAAAAGCACAGAAAGAUACGGGAGGCCCAGGAGAGAGACCUACACAAAAAAAUUGAUGAGAUGACAAUUUUGAAGACUAAAGCAGAGCUGCUUUCAGAGAACCAGGCCGAAGUAAAGAAUGUUAUCUCUGUAAUUGAAGCAGCGCAUGCAGCAAGUCUUUCAGAGAAAGAAUUUGAGCGGUUUAAAGAAUCCGAAAAGGAUAAGAACCCAACGGCAAAAAUCAUUAAAAAGGCCAACUUUGGGAAGAAAACGGUUGAUUUAAUUAUAGAUAAACAAUUGGUUACAAUUGAUUAUACUGCCUCUAUAUUUGAGCAGAUAAAUGCGCUCUACCAAAAAGCUAAGAAAAUAGAAGAAAAGCUGAAAAAGACCAGAGUUGCUCUUGAAGAGAGUAGGACUAAAGAAAUAGAGGUAACCAAGAGAAUAGAGAAAAUUGAAAAAAUUGACAGGAAUGUAUUUUGGUUUGAGAAAUUUAGAUGGCUUAUUACAAAAGACUCAGACUUAAUUCUGGCAGGAAGAGACUCAAAGCAGAAUGAAAUUUUAGUUAAAAAGCAUCUUCUAGAUACAGAUUAUUACUUUCAUGCUGAUGUAAGGGGUGGGUCAAGUGUAAUCGUUGGGGAGAAUGCAACUGUGCACACUAAAGAAGUAGCAGCUGCAAUGGCUCUGCAUCUAUCAAAGGCCUGGGAAAACAGUACUAUAACAGAAGUUUACUGUGUUCGGGGGGAGCAAGUCAGUAAAACAGCUCCAGCUGGUGAGUACUUAACACACGGGAGCUUCAUGAUCACAGGUAAAAAGGAAUUUUAUCACCCAACAAAGCUAGAGUAUGGGUUUAGCAUUAUGUAUAAGCUAAAAGACAAAGAAAUAGAAAUAUCUGAUGACAACAGACAAGUAUCUGGGUUCACUGCUAACCCAGCAUCAGAGGAAGAAAUUGAAUUUGCAAUUCCUGUUAUGGGCCCAUACAAAUACUUAGAGGGAAAGAAGUGCAGGCUUUUACCCGGAUCUGCUAAGAAGGGAAUGAUUAUAAAAGAGCUGCUUGCUAUUGCAGAGCAGGAACGGCCUGCUUCAUUCAAGAAGUACAUUAGAAAUAUCACAGAUAAGGAAAUGGAGCUAACCGUAAUAGGAAAUUCAAAGCUGUCCCAUGCAGAAAUUCUAAAAAGAGGAGAAAAAUCGCUAUUUGCGCGAAAGACAAAAACAAAGAAGAACAAAAACAAAAAAACACCUGAUUCAGACUAAUUUUUAGUAAUAAACUGUUUACUGUGUACUCAAAUAAAUAAAUAUCUG
Nematocida parisii ERTm1 is the source of this 2151-nucleotide messenger RNA. RefSeq lists its product as uncharacterized. The transcript has a single exon. Gene Ontology annotation, cellular component: RQC complex. The coding region runs from base 1 to 2103 and encodes 700 amino acids. The record is from RefSeq and is a predicted model, not a curated record. Gene Ontology annotation, biological process: ribosome-associated ubiquitin-dependent protein catabolic process; rescue of stalled cytosolic ribosome. Gene Ontology annotation, molecular function: tRNA binding; ribosomal large subunit binding. NCBI's taxonomy places the organism in Eukaryota, Fungi, Microsporidia.